UUGUCUUGUUAUUUAUUGUAAAAUCGCAGGAUGGUUAAAAAAAGAGCUAUUAUUUGUCCAUAUCUGUCUUAUAUGGGAAAUAUAUACAUAUGAAGAUUAAUUUAUGAACGUAAAUGAUUGAAAAAUGAAACGCAAAAAAAGCCCAUUACCGAAUCGCAGAGGUGGUACAUCCACGGAUAGCAAUGAUUCAACCAAAGCUGGUCUCCAUCAGUCAAGUAACGUUAUGAUGUCUAGUCCCGCUGUCCUUCACCCACCUUCAUUUUUAGUUACUGCAUCUCCAUCUUUACUUACAGCUUCUCAUCCUGCUGUUAACCACUCUACUGAUGAAUGGAGCAAUAUGGAAGAUACUGGUGAUGUGGAUGCUAGAGUUUCCAGUGGGAGUUUACCUUCAUUAGGCAGUAAUGAAGCUCUGCACUUUUGUGAUGAAAUUGACUAUGGUUCCUCCCACCCACCAGAUCUUCAAAGAACUAAAGCUGCAAUUGAACAUCUACAUCAAAAAAUAGCUCGCACAAAAGAACUCAUCAAAUCUGAGCAAACUGCUAGAGAUGAUAAUGUCAAUGAGUAUUUAAAAUUGGCUACAAAUGCAGAUAAGCAACAAUUACAAAGAAUCAAAAGUGUGUUUGAGAAGAAGAAUCAAAAAUCUGCUCAGAUGAUAACACAGUUGCAAAAAAAAUUGGAAAACUAUAAUAAAAGGAUUAGAGAUUUAGAAGUUCAUGGUCUUCCUCGAGGAGUGCUUAGAGACAUGGGACAAAAUUUGAAAACUGUUAUGGCUAAACCAAGAGAAUUUGCACAUCUUAUAAAGAAACAAUUUGGAAGUGCUGAUAAUAUUAACUCGAUCGCAAAACAUGAAGAUACUCUUGAGGAACCAGAAGUAAAUAUUCAUGGCAGUGCCCUUUCCACUCACAGAUAUACUUCUGAUGAAGAAAAUUCCAGUAAUACAUCAGAAUCCGGCCGAAAUGCUGCCGAAGCUCAUGCACAUGCACCAACUGCCAGUCCACAUCAUCAUCCAGCACUGCAUAGUCUGCCUUCUGGAACAGAAUCAGUUGUAGUUCACACUUUAAACCCUGCAUCUCUUGACCUGGAACCCAUUCUACAUGAAUUGAGAUCCCAAAGAGAUGAAUAUCAGCAUUUGGUAGAAGAAAUAGAAUCUGUCAAAAGUCAAAUUCAGCAGGAAUCAACAUAUUUUAGUCAAGCUUUACAAGAAGAAAGGUACAGGUAUGAGAGGCUGGAGGAACAAAUGAAUGAUUUAAUAGAACUACAUCAAAAUGAAAUAGAAAAUCUUAAACAAGGAAUAGCAGAUAUGGAAGAAAAAGUUCAGUAUCAAAGUGAAGAAAGACUAAGAGAUGUUCAUGAUGUCCUAGAUAGUUGCCAAACUCGUAUUUCACGCAUGGAACACCAGCAACAUCAACACCUGCAGCAAUUGGUAUCUUUAGAUGCAGUAGAAAAUUCUCAAGCUCGUGCACUUCUAUUGAAGCUAAUAAAUGUUGCACUUACUGUUCUGCAAGUCGUUUUGCUUUUAGUAGCAACUUUAUCAAACAUAAUAAUGCCUUUUCUGCGAACACGGGUUCGAACUCUUACCACACUCCUACUUAUACUUGUAAUUGUUACUGUUUGUCAUCAAUGGCCUGAACUUCUUGAACUCUGCCAUUCAAAGGCUGUCAAGUUUUUACCUCCUAUCACAAAAUAGUUACUGAUAAAUCAUUUAUCAAAAAUUUCAAAAUUUUACUCAGAGUAAUAAAAUUAUGUGAAAGAGAUUUAAAAGUGGUAUUUUAGUGAGAAUGUACAUAUAUGUGUUAACUGUAUUUAGAAGUAAAUGUCAAAAAAUGUACAAACAUGUUUUUACAUGACUGACUGGGAUCAUUGCUAUUGAUGAAGAAUUUAUUGUGUGAAAUUCUAAAUUAUCAGUAUUACAAUCUUUUAUUAAGCAGUAUUCAUUCUAUUUUAUUAAUUCAUGCAUUUGUUAUUCUGGAACAAGAAUCUUUUUGAUAUCAGUGUUUUACCAAAGCAAUAAACAUGCUUUUAAAAACAGAUUUAAAUAUUGGUAUGUUUAAGAAUGCUUGAUUAUUAUAACCAAUUUUAUUUUGGCAGAUUUUCUGACAUAUUUUCUUUUUAACUUUUAAGCUGAUGAUUAAUUUUGUUUUUGGCUGAAUAAUGAUUAAUUGCUUGUACACGUAAAAUCCUGAUCAACUUUCUUUAACUUCUAGAAAGGGAAGCUACACCACUGUAAGAAUUUCCUGCAAAAAAUUUAUUCUUUGCCAUAUAGUGAACUGAAACGUUUUUGUAUGGUUUUUCAUGUCUUAUUUGAGUAGGUGAUCUUGGUUAUAUAAGUCUUUUUUUUAUUUACAGGCCAAUUUCUGCACCCUACGUUUUUUCCUUAUUAUUUUUAAGCCAAUUUUUAAUUCCUUGUAAAAACUCACCAUUCCAUAGCUAUUGUAUUUUUGAAACUUAUCACCUAUUAUUCCAAAACCAAAGUAUCAAUACUUUAACAAUUUUAUUUCUACUGAAACAAACUGUGCACUAAACCAAUUAUUAAUUUAACACCAAACUUUAAGUACCAUGAAUAUUAACCAAUGUUAAUAUGCAUGGCUGCGCAAUGUGCAUGCAGAAAUACUAAUGAUAAUAAUUAAACCGCAUAUGCGAUACAAUCUCACUAAUGCUCCAAAAUAUUAAUAAAUAGAUUGCAUGAAACAUGGCUAAAAAGUUUUUUUUAAACUCGUUUCAAAAUACUUUUCAAUGGUGACAUAAUAUAAAUAAUAAUCAAUUGUAUAAUUUUAUAAAUUAUUCUCUGGUGAUAAAAAUAAAAUCUAUAAAAAUAAAUAUAAAAAGAACUCAAAACAAUAGUAUAAUAUAUGUAACGUGUAUCACUAGCACAGCCAGAAUCUUUCUUUUCUUUGUUUUUAUAACAGGCCAAAAUUUUCUUCUGUUGAGGGGUUUUUUUUUUUGGUUAUACAAUCUCCCACUGAAAUAUGCUAGGAUUGACAGUAUGACUUAAAACUAAGCUAUAUAGAGGAUAACCUCCAUGCUUCCCCUUUGGAAUAGUGUCAAUUAUUAAAAUUUCAAAUUAAUUAUUUUUAAUUAACAAUCUACAUUGAUUAUUGCUUUUGUAAAACACCUGCAAGUCUGAUGACAAUUGGGGUUAUCAGUGAUUUGAAAAUAAUAUCUAAAAAGGUAGUGUAACACAUUCAAAAUAGUUUUAGAAAAUUUGGAAAUCACAAAACAAAGAAAGAACAAAAAGUGAUUAAAAAUUUUGACAUUUUGCGAGAAAUCUGUAAAAACGCUGCAGUAAUACAUAAAACAUUUAAGUUAAAGUUAUUAUAAUGGUGAAACUGAAAUAUAAUAGAAUUUUUUUUUAUUAUUUUUAGCAUUUUUUUUUUCACUAACUUACAUGUAUUUAACUUUAUUUAAUCAUACAAGGCAUAUAUUUUAUUUUGUUAUGAUUUUAUCUUACAGUAACCUUUCAGUUGAACAGGCCUCCUCCAACCCCUUCCAUUGUGUAUGAGCUUUUUUGAGCUUAGUACUGUUUGUCAAGUAUGUUUUUAAAAAAUUUCGGUUAAUUUUGAGAAUUAGAGUAUUGUAUGAAAUUACAAUUUUCACAAACUAUAUUUCAUUGAAGAGUAUCUCAUGUAAAUGUUUUUGUAUCUAGCCUUAAUACAUGUGCCUUCGAAAGAUAUUAAGGCUAGAAUUAAUUUUAUAUAUCAUUUUAGUGUAGAAUACUUUUACAUGAAAUUUAAAUUAUUUUAUUUAGGAAAAGCAAGUUUUAGCAAAUGCAUGACUUCGUGAUUAAAUCAUGAGCAUUGUAUAUUUUAAAGUAUAUACUAAAAAUAAUUGUAAUAGUAUACUGAAGUGAAUUAAAUGAAUUGAGUAAAAUGAAAAUGAGACUUUGGAGCAAGGUAAUUUUUUCAAACAUAAAUUUGUGUUUAUUAAAUGUACAAUUUUUUGUUCUAUGAAUUUGAUCUGUUUAUGAUGGUAGUUAAUUGCUUUGCUUAAAAUUUUCCAAUUUUCAAAUUUUACUUAAGUUUUAUUUGUAGUAUCUUUUCAUAUCACAAUGAAAAAUCACAUCAAUUGUUUGUGCACGUGUGCUUUAAAUCUGUAUGCUUGGUCUUUCCAUUAAAGCCAUACUGCACAUUUUCAAUGCCACAUUUGUACAUUUGAUUGUGUAAAUCUAUAUUUGGAUAGUAUAGAUGCUUCUCUCUCUCUCUCUCUCUCUCUUUUUUUUUUUUUCCAAAUUGGUUAGUAUAGUAUUUUUCUUAAUAUAAUCACUCACUUCCCCACUCACAAAAGUUCUUCAUUUUAGUAUACUUUUUGCAUAGAUUAUAGAAGAUUAGCAACAGGAAAGAAGCCAAAUCAAACUGGCAAUGCCCUGUGGUGAAAAAAUGUGAUAAAACAAAACAUGCGCCAAGUGGUAUGGCUCUAAUAGAAAUUUAUUUUGUUUUCAUAAUGAUGUUUUAUGUUAUUAUAAGUUUUAUUUCAUGUUAAACUAUUUGUAUAGUAAAACAUGAUUGUUAAUUUCCUCUUAGUUUAUUUAUUUUUGUUGUGCAAUAAAUACUGUUGGACAGUUUAUGUAUUGUUUAAAUUAUUAUUAUUUGAAAGUAUCUUUCUGUAUAUGAAUCAUUUUAAACUUCAGUAUUAUACCAUAUGCAGUUGUGAUGAUUUACUGUUUUUCUGCUUUUCCUUGCAUUCCAGUUUAUGUGGAUAAACAGUGACUUGUAUGAAAGUGCUUCAAAAAUUGCAUGAAUAAAAAUU
Uloborus diversus is the source of this 4743-nucleotide messenger RNA. Its product is annotated as transmembrane and coiled-coil domains protein 2-like. The record is from RefSeq and is a predicted model, not a curated record. Bases 125 to 1687 code for a protein of 520 amino acids. The transcript has 11 exons. NCBI's taxonomy places the organism in Eukaryota, Metazoa, Arthropoda, Arachnida, Araneae, Uloboridae. Gene Ontology annotation, cellular component: endomembrane system.